CAGAAGUACAUAUAAGCGCUGUUGUUUUUAUUUUUUGUCUAGCUGGUAGCAGGAAAAUGGCAGAAUUGUAGUUAAACAGUACAUAUGUACAAUGCGUAUUGGUUUAAUUUUAGCAAUGUUAUAUUUUAUUUUAUAAAAUAUUUGUUCCAUUAAGAUGAUUGGGCUUCUACCAUUUUUCGUAAUCUUUCUGGUUUCAUCCGGAAUAGAUAGUUCUAAAUUUCACUGCGUUAACAAUUACGAUAUUAUUUCACAUGAACAAGAAAUAAAUGAAUUGGAAAUUGGAUUACAAAUGACCAAUCGACCUCUACACCAGGUGAUGACGCGUAUAUUCUUUAUGUUUUUAAAAGAUGUGUUGGGUUACAGAAAUGUUCGAAUUGUUCCGAUUAAUACUUAUAAUGCAUGGACGACGCUGGAUUUAGUUAGACGAGAUAAUAGGUAUCCAAAUAUCAGUAUGAUUAAUUUACAAGCUUGGAUGCCAUAUACUUUUGGUGCUUUACCUGAAAAUGUUUUGGAUGCGGGUGCCUCUAUGACGCUUGGUCGCUUUGGCUGGUUUGUACCAAAAUCACAAAAUACAAAGGACAUGAUUUCAUACCAAAGCUUACAUUACGAAAUCUUUAAAAAUGUCAACAACACAUAUUAUGAUCUUUAUAUAAUGGAAGACAGCGUGAUAAAUAGACUUCUACAAUUUAGCAGUGCUCAGAUGUACAGAAAUCCCAUCUGCGUUGGAUACAAAUGUGUAACAAUAUUAGCAGAGUUCAGAAACGAUUCCAGUUUUGUUCAGGAUCAGUUGGAUGAAACUGCCAUGAUGGUUAAUGUACUUUGGAUUGGUGAAAGGUUUAGAGAGACAAUUUCAUGGCUUAUCAAGGAUUACGAACAGAAAUUUUCCAAUGGAUCAAAACGAUUUAUAAUUUUGCAUUGGUCGCCAUCCGAAAUAAUUGAUGGCCAAAACACGUUUCAACAAAUUACAAUGCCAAGAUGUGAAGAUUUUACAUGCUUGCAGCGCUCAGGUUGCAAAUAUGAGCUUACUCCCAUUUUAAAAUACUAUGCUAAGAGUUUGGAAUCUGACAAGCAACUUAUGUAUGCACUUCGGUAUUUUUAUUUAUCUGACAAGCAUUUGGCAAAUAUAAGAGAGGAUCUAAAGUACUAUCGAAACGAUCUAAGUAUUACUGCUACUGAAAUUUACGAUAAAGUUGCAUGCCAUUGGAUUUUGACAAAUAGAAACUAUUACAAUUUGUGGAAGGAAAGCAAUCAACAUAUUACUCUAUUUAUCGGUGGCAUAUUUCCAAUUAAUAUAACCAAUAGAGGACAUGAAAAUGUUAUAAAUGUUGCAAAACAGGCUGCAUCAGCAAUUAAUAAAGACCAGACAAUACUGCCUGGCUAUCAUUUGGAAAUCUUGGUAAACGAUGGGCAAUGCAAGUCGGACAUGGUCAUGAAGUCCUUUAUACACUAUUACAAUGUUCCAAAUAUGCUGGGUGUUUUAGGUCCAGCGUGUAGCGAAACAGUAGAGCCAAUUGCUGGUAUUUCAAAACACAUGAACAUGAUGAUAAUGUCCUAUUCGGCGGAGGGUGCUACCUUUAGUAACCACAAAGCCUAUCCUUAUUUUUUUCGUACAAUUGGCUCAAAUAUGCUGUUUGUUGAUGCAUAUCUCGAUAUCAUGGAGCAAUGUAAAUGGAGUCGUGUUGCAUCUUUAACAGAAGAUGAAUCCAAUGAAAAUACGUCUCAAAUGGAGAAAAAGUUGAAGCUUCGAAAUUUUAAUCUUAUUACUCAUCGAAAAUUGCAACCUGUUGUCACUCCCAUGGAAAUGAAAGAGCAUCUACAUAAAUUAAAAGAAGCUCAUGCUAAAAUUAUAAUUGCAGACAUACAAAUCAAAAAUGCCGCCAUUCUUUUUUGCGAAGCGCACAAAUUGGGGAUGACUCAACAAGAUACAUAUGUUUGGUUUCUGCCACCUUGGCUGCCAAAAGAUUUUAAAAUGUGGCAAAGUAUAGUUAACAGUAGCUGUACUGCGAGUGAGCUCAGAAAUGCAAUCGAAGGUCACUUUAGUGUAAGGCAUACUCCAUUUGGUAACCCUGACUCAAUAAUGCCGGAGGGUAAGCCAAUAAGGGCUUGGUUAGAUGAAUACAGAAACCAAUAUGGAGAGCUUUCAAACUAUGCAGGUUUUACUUACGACGCUGUUUGGGCCUAUGCGAUCGCCGCACACAAAUUGCUUCUUAAGGACCAGUAUGCUGUCAAUCAUUUAAGGAAUACUGAGAUUGUAAAUCGGCUCAGUGAACUAAUUGGGCAAACUAAUUUUGAAGGUUUGUCCGGUCAUGUUUCCUUUGCCCAAGGAGAGCUUGUGGGAUCACGUAUUAUCGAUUUGGACAUUUUACAGUGGAAAAAUGCUAGCUAUGUAAAAGUGGGAAAGUUUAAGCCCACCAUAAAGGGUAGGGGAGCCGGUAUGCAUAUAUGCGGAGGUAAUUUAUCGUUGAACUUCAACAAUAUAUUAUGGUUAAAAGGUGUAGUGCCAGAGGAUGGAAGAUAUGACUGCCGGUUUUCGAGAUUAGCUCGUACAUUGCGAGUAAACUGUGAUACGGCUGCGAUGUAUUUCGCCAUAAUAUUGUGUUUACUUACAAUUUCAUUAAUAUCAUUUAUAUCGUUCUGGUUCUGGAAGAAACGCUAUAGCCGUAAGCUGAAACGAUCGGCACAGAUUAUGAAAAUGUUUGGGAUAGACCUGCUUUCUCCAUCGCAGAAUAAAAUGAACACUUUAGAUAAAUGGGAAAUUCCAAAGGAGAACGUUGUGGUUAACCGUCGUCUAGGGGAGGGUGCAUUCGGUAUGGUUUACGGUGGAGAAGCACAGAUAUCUUCUGGCCAGUGGACUGCGGUAGCUGUAAAAACGCUGAAGUCUGGGCAGUCUAUGGAAGAUCGAUUGGAUUUCUUGUCCGAAGCAGAGGCAAUGAAGAAAUUCGAUCAUAAAAACAUUAUAAAGCUAUUAGGCGUUUGUUUGCAAAAUGAACCAAUAUAUACAGUAAUGGAGUUCAUGUUGUACGGCGACUUAAAAACAUAUCUAUUGGCCCGUAGGAAUAUGGUGAAAGAAAAGAUUACAGAUGACUGUGAUAUUUCAUCAAAGCGUCUUACGCUGUAUGCUAUGGAUAUUGCAUGUGGUCUUGCUUACAUAGCUGAAAAGAAGUACGUUCAUCGGGACAUCGCGCUCAGAAAUUGUCUAGUAAAUGCCCAGCGUGUUGUCAAAAUUGCAGACUUUGGUAUGGCUCGACCAACGUUUGAGAGUGACUAUUAUAGGUUUAAUAGAAAGGGCGUUCGUAAGCUUUUUCCCGUUCGUUGGAUGCCACCAGAAACACUAGCCUUGGGAUUAUUUACUCCAGCUUCUGAUAUAUGGUCAUUCGGUGUGGUACUCUAUGAAGUAAUUUCAUUCGGCUCGUAUCCCUAUCAAGGUCUAACGAAUAAUCAGGUGCUUGAUUUUGUAAAGAAUGGUAAAACGAUGCAUAUACCGUUCGGAGUUAAGCCGCAACUAGAGGGUCUCUUAAAAGCAUGCUGGAGCCAGGAAGCAAGCAAACGGCCUACUGCUUUGGAGGUUGUGGAGUAUAUUUCCAGCUACCCUCGACUAUUAACUCCUACUCUUGAGGUCCCUGCCACUUGUAUUGAAAUGCCGGAAAGUCAAUCUGAUCAAAUAAAGGAGUGUGAAGAAUUGAGCAAUUUGACCAUUUCGCCCAAUGCUGAGCCCGAUGCUAUAUUCAAACCUCUUUGUGAUACUGGUUCGUUUACACCAAUAACCCCAGAUGGUUACAGUAUAAUGUCUCCACUUUUAAUGCCCCAAGGCAAUGAACGGUCUAGCUCAUAUAUAAAUUAAUAUUGUAUAUUUUUUUUUUAAAUUUACACACUAAAUUUACGCAAACAAUAAGAAAUCUCCACACAAAUAAUAUCAUUAAAAUAUAACUAAUUACUAAGAAUCAAACAUACAUACAUUCCUAAUAUUCAGAGUCUUUGAUAUGGUACAUGAAUUUUAAAUUAAUUAAGCUUCUUAUGUUUUAAUUUGUGUAAUUUGUGGUUUAUGUUUACUUUUAUCUAAUAU
Messenger RNA from Drosophila obscura, 4063 nucleotides. Its product is annotated as atrial natriuretic peptide receptor 2-like. Gene Ontology annotation, cellular component: membrane; G protein-coupled receptor heterodimeric complex. The transcript has 8 exons. Lineage: Eukaryota; Metazoa; Arthropoda; Insecta; Diptera; Drosophilidae. The record is from RefSeq and is a predicted model, not a curated record. Gene Ontology annotation, molecular function: G protein-coupled GABA receptor activity; transmembrane receptor protein tyrosine kinase activity; ATP binding. Bases 155 to 3841 code for a protein of 1228 amino acids. Gene Ontology annotation, biological process: multicellular organism development; G protein-coupled receptor signaling pathway; protein phosphorylation.